This is a messenger RNA of Morone saxatilis (striped sea-bass), 999 nucleotides long. RefSeq names its product neurogenic differentiation factor 4-like. The transcript has a single exon. NCBI's taxonomy places the organism in Eukaryota, Metazoa, Chordata, Actinopteri, Moronidae. Bases 1 to 999 code for a protein of 332 amino acids. Gene Ontology annotation, molecular function: protein dimerization activity. The record is from RefSeq and is a predicted model, not a curated record.
AUGAUGAUUAAGCCAUAUGUGAGACAAGGCGAGGGAGAGGAGGUCGUCAGCCCUCUGCAGUGGAUGGAUGGAGACGUGAGCUCACCUGAUGGAGACGCGUCAGUCUCAUCACACCGCUACAGAGCAGGUGGAGUGAACCAACAGGCCCAGGAAAUGGGAAGUGAGGAUGUAGAGGAAGACGAGGAGGACGAGGAGGAGGAACAGGAGGAUGAAAACGAGUCCAAACGACGAGGGCCCAAGAAAAAGCGGAUGACCAAGGCCCGGCAGGAGCGAUUCCGUGCGAGGCGUGUAAAGGCUAACGCCAGGGAGCGUUCACGUAUGCACGGUCUAAACGAUGCGCUGGAGAACCUGCGCAGCAUCAUGCCCUGUCACUCCAAAACACAGAAAUUGUCCAAGAUCGAGACAUUGCGGCUGGCACGCAACUACAUCUGCGCUCUGUCCGAGGCCCUGGAGGGGGGCCUUUCCACAGAGAGCAGGGCUUUCAUGGAGACAUUGUGUAAGGGUCUCUCACAGCCCACCACCAACCUGGUGGCCGGCUGCUUUCAGCUGGGACCAGCUUCUAGCGGUGGGAUGAGACCUGAGGACAGACACAGAGUUCCGGCAGCCCCUACUCCUCUUGGUGGCAUUGUCAGCUACUCCUCUCCGGGCCUGCCGAGUCCGCCAUAUGGCACCUUUGACUCUGCUCACCUGCUUCACCUGAGGGCAAUGAAAGGAGGAGUGUACGAGAAUCACUCGCCAAAUGAGUAUAAUGCUGGCGGCGUGGGGACCCCUCCAUACGACGGCCCGCCUACACCACCUCUGAGCAUCAGCAGCAACAUGGUACCCAAACAGGAGCCUUCACCCCACUACCCACCCUCACACCACUACUCCCCCUCCCCUGUGGACCAGGGCCUGUAUCAGACUCAGACCGGCUAUGACGUACAUUUAGAGGGGCCGUAUGACUCCUACCAUCCACCACACAUGCCCCCCCGACAGAUAACCUCCGUCUACAGAGACUAA